AUGUCGUCCGCAGUCAACACCAACACCUCCCAAGGCAGCACAUCCUCCACUGCUCUCAUCCCCAACAUCACCAAGACCACGAUGGUCCCCAACCCCUCCAUCCUCGAGCGCAUCCCACAGGAGAUCCUCCUCCACAUCACCAAACUCCUCAUCUUCCGCGGCGCCUCUCGCCUCGCCAGAACCUCAAAGUAUCUCCACCGCACCCUGAACAGGGAGAUCUACAAGCUCGCAGGCAAGUACGACAGCUGGUACCCCCUGUUCUACGCAGCAUCAACCAGCAACAUCGCAACUUUGGAGCUCUGCUUCGAGUUCGGCGCCGUGAUCGACACCCACUGGCCUCUCAACGAGACUAUGACCUUUGGGUACGGCCAGCGACUCUACCUCUCCCUGGGCUGUCGCCCUCUGCGCCAGGCUAUCUCGUCUCUACAGUACGUGGCUGUGGACUGGCUCCUUCAGCACGGGGCUGAUCCUGAUGAAACACUCCUGGAGGCAGUUCUGGUUCAUCUGCGUGAGGCUCCUCUUUCUUUUGCCUUUCGUUGUGGUCGUGGGUCGUGGGAGAGAGUGCUUCCUUCACGAUCCAUUAUUUUCACUCUCCUCGAGGCCGGUGCUGACCUGAACGACGUCGAUGAGGGCCCAGCCGAGGAGAUUGAGGCUAUGUAUAAUGACCGUAGCUACAUCACCCCGUAUUGGUAUUCUUGA
Molecule: messenger RNA, 699 nt
Organism: Fusarium fujikuroi IMI 58289
Lineage: Eukaryota; Fungi; Ascomycota; Sordariomycetes; Hypocreales; Nectriaceae
Exons: 1
Coding region: 1-699 (232 amino acids)
Source: RefSeq, a predicted model, not a curated record